ACAAUUGACUGACUUUUCUAAGUCUUUGCUUUUCUUCACGUUCUUCUUUAAAGUCUCUUCCCUCUCUUCUCUUUUGAUCUCUCUAAGUAUCUAUGCCUCGCUGCUUGAUGUUCUUUACUUGCUUUCUAUGCUCGGAAAUUUCACGCCUUCAGCUUACAGGUCUUAUUUGUUAAAAUGGCUAAUUUCGACAAGGAUGAGGUGCCCAUGUUGUCAGAUGUGCAUCCCCAAUUAUUAGAUGAAAACGUGGAUUCUCGAGUCCAGGCAUUUACUUCCUGGACUAGGAGUGCGUCAAUUUCUAUUCCUACAAAUUCCAUGGAGCCCUUUGGAAAUGAAGCCAACCUUGUUGGAUAUACUGGUCCAUUACGUAGUGAAAGAAGAGCUCCAUUGAUACAAAUGAGCGGUCCAAUCUAUAUCAACCGCAAAGCUGAAAACCUUUUUGAUCUAAAUCAUGGUGUAACAGGUCACAAAAUAGUAGAACCCAAGGCUGAAAAAUUUCCUUCUUUUAAUGGGAUGGAUCAGCAUGACUGGACUGAUGACAGGUAUGCUGGCAAAAAUGAACAUUUACUGAGGUCCGGGCAAUUGGGAGUGUGCAAUGAUCCUUAUUGCACAACCUGCCCAACAUAUUACAAUUUCAAACCAGCACAGCAGAAACAUUCGAAAGCUUCAGUUAUUUUUGACCCCAAGUUCCAUAAUGCUCUUUACGGUGAUGCGAAGGGUUGGGCUACGAAAUUUAUAUCUUUCCUAAAUUCAUAUAUUCCUGGAGUUAUGAAUCCUCAUACUAAAGUCGUUCAACAUUGGAACAAAUUUUUUGUCUUUUCAUGCUUGGUGGCAGUUUUUGUGGAUCCUUUGUUUUUCUUCUUGUUGUCCGUGCAACAGGACAAUAAAUGCAUAGUUAUUAAUGGGCCCAUGGCGACAACGAUUGUAAUUUUUAGGAGCAUGACUGAUUUUGUUUAUCUAUUGAACAUACUUCUUCAGUUUAGGUUGGCUUAUGUAGCUCCUGAGUCUAGAGUAGUUGGUGCUGGAGAAUUAGUUGACCAUCCAAAGAAAAUUGCUCUGAACUACCUCCGUGGAUAUUUUUCUUUCGACUUGUUGGUUGCAUUGCCGCUUCCUCAGAUUAUUAUAUUAUUUAUCCUACCACGUUCAUUGGGAUCAUCAGGAGCAAAUUAUGCCAAAAACCUUUUAAGGUUAGCGGUGCUUGUCCAAUACAUUCCCAGAUUGUAUAGGUUUUUACCUCUUCUUGUUGGUGUCUCUCCUAGUGGCUUCAUAUUUGAGACAGCAUGGGCAAACUUUUUCAUAAAUCUUCUCACCUUUAUGAUGGCUGGCCACGUUGUUGGAUCAUGUUGGUACCUCUUUGGGUUGCAGCAGAGGGUUAAUCAAUGCCUUCGUGAUGCCUGCCAUCAGUCUAGUAUUAAGGAAGUGUGUAUGAGUUUCAUAGAUUGUGGGCAUGGGGAUAAGCAUGCAGAACUUGGUUCCGACCAAACUUGGUUGAAUUGGACAACAAAUGCCAAUGCCACUGCUUGUUUUACUCAAGAUGGUUUUCCAUACGGAAUCUAUGUCCAAGCUGUUAACCUCACAUCAUCAAAGAAUAGUGCUAUCACCAGAUAUGUGUAUUCACUAUUUUGGGGAUUCCAGCAAAUCAGUACUCUUGCUGGAAACCUAAUACCAAGUUAUUUUGUUUGGGAAGUUCUCUUCACAAUGUCCAUUGUUGGACUUGGCCUCCUGCUCUUUGCUUUUCUGAUAGGAAAUAUACAGAACUUUCUCCAGGCUCUUGUUCGGAGGAGGCUAGAAAUGUCACUGAGACGACGUGACAUUGAGCAAUGGAUGAGCCAUCGGCGCUUGCCACAAGAACUAAGAAGGAAAGUACUAGAAGCUGAACGGUAUAAUUGGGCUGCAACCAGUGGAGUAAAUGAAGGAGUGCUCUUGGAGAAUCUGCCUGAAGACCUCCAAAGGGAUAUAAGACGCCAUCUCUUCAAAUUUGUUAAGAAAGUUUGGAUUUUUGCCUUGAUGGAUGAACAUGUCUUGGAUGCCAUAUGUGAGAGGCUAAAACCAAAGAUAUACAUCAAGGGAAGUGAAAUUUUGUAUCGUGGUGGUCUGGUUGAGAAGAUGGUUUUUAUUGUGCGUGGGAAACUGGACAGCAUUGGAGAAGAUGGGACUAUAAUCUCUUUAUCAGAAGGGAAUGUCUGCGGAGAGGAACUUCUCACUUGGUGUCUAGAACAUUCUUCAGUUAGCAAAGAUGGAAAGAAAUUGAAGAUUCCUGGACAGCGAUUGCGGAGCAGCAGGACGGUGAGAUGCUUGACAAAUGUGGAAGCAUUUUCACUUCGUGCUGCAGACCUUGAAGAAGUAACAAAUAUCUUUGCAAGAAGCUUGCGAAAUCCACGUGUUCAAGGAGCCAUAAGGUAUGAAUCUCCCUACUGGAGAGGCCGUGCAGCUACUCGUAUUCAAGUUGCUUGGAGAUACCGGCAGAAGCUUUUAAAGCGAAGGAGCAGCUCUCAGUCGAAUCAGUCUAAAAACUACUUCCGUUGAAUUUUAUAGGACAACUUCAAUGUAAUUAUGGCUGUUGAGUGAUUUUUUUAGUUUAAUAUUAUGUAACAACGGAAUCUCCUUCAUGGAAUUAUUGUAAAAGUUGUUCUGAUGGGUUGAUUUUA
Molecule: messenger RNA, 2645 nt
Organism: Manihot esculenta (cassava)
Lineage: Eukaryota; Viridiplantae; Streptophyta; Magnoliopsida; Malpighiales; Euphorbiaceae
Product: probable cyclic nucleotide-gated ion channel 20, chloroplastic
Exons: 13
Coding region: 175-2523 (782 amino acids)
Biological process (GO): monoatomic ion transport; transmembrane transport
Cellular component (GO): membrane
Molecular function (GO): monoatomic ion channel activity
Source: RefSeq, a predicted model, not a curated record